This is a messenger RNA of Cannabis sativa, 1868 nucleotides long. RefSeq lists its product as uncharacterized. NCBI's taxonomy places the organism in Eukaryota, Viridiplantae, Streptophyta, Magnoliopsida, Rosales, Cannabaceae. Gene Ontology annotation, molecular function: 3'-5'-RNA exonuclease activity; calcium ion binding. The transcript has 10 exons. The coding region runs from base 178 to 1554 and encodes 458 amino acids. The record is from RefSeq and is a predicted model, not a curated record.
GGAUAGUUUUUUGGCAAUUUUUUUUUUUUUUUAAAAAAAAUAAUAAUAAUAAAUCAACUUGGGGCUUGUGGAAAUCUUUCAAGUUGUGUUUUGUUUUGUUCUGUUUUUUUUUUUUUAAAUUAUUUAUAUAUAAAAAGUAGAGAUUGGAGUGUUGGUUUUUUUUUUUUUUUUUGAGAAAUGAAAAAAGAGAGGAAGAGAAAGAUGAAAGGAAGAAUAUCAAGAAUAGGAAGCUAUGCAAUCUCAUCUGCCAUUAGAGACCAACAACACCUUCAACAACCUUGUAUUACAUGUACAACUUUUAACAUACUUGCUCCUAUCUACAAACGUCUCAAUCAUGAGGACCCAAGUUGCCGUGAAAGUGAUUACAGAGCAUUUUGGAUGACUAGAAAUCAAAGCAUUUUAGAUUGGUUGUUAUAUGAAAGAUCUUCAAUCAUUUGUCUUCAGGAGUUUUGGGUUGGAAAUGAAGAACUUGUUGAUGUUUAUGAGAAGAGACUUGGUGCUGCUGGUUACAUGAGUUUCAAACUUGGCCGUACAAACAAUCGUGGUGAUGGGUUACUCACUGCUGUUCAUAAGGAUUUCUUCAGAGUACUUAACAGUAGAGAAUUGCAUUUCAAUGAUUGUGGAGAUAGAGUUGCUCAAUUGUUACAUGUUGAAUUAGCUUCACCAAUUUCACAAUGUCGAAAUAAUGAUCCCAUCACCAACCAAGAGAUUCUCAUUGUCAAUACUCACUUGCUAUUCCCUCAUGAUUCAAGCUUGUGUCUUGUUAGAUUACAUCAGGUCUACAAAAUCCUGCAAUGUGUUGAAUCAUAUCAGAAGGAGAACAAUCUAAAUUCCAUGCCAAUUAUACUUUGCGGUGAUUGGAAUGGAAGCAAAAGAGGACAUGUUUACAAGUUCCUUAGGUCUCUUGGCUUCGUUUCUUCUUAUGAUACCGCGCAUCAGUACGACGAUGCAGACGCGCACAAGUGGGUUAGCCAUCGCAACCAUCGUGGCAACAUAUGCGGUGUUGAUUUCAUUUGGCUUCUUAACCCGAAUAGCUAUCGAAAAUUCCUUAGAACAAGUUGGACUGAAGCAGUAUUUGGCAUGUUUAAGUAUCUUUUAAGAAGAGCUUCAAUGACAGAACAUGAUGCAUUUUCCUUUCUUAAGGCUGAUAUCAACAGUGAUUGCAUAAACUAUGCUGGUUUUUGUGAAGCACUAAGACAGCUAAAUUUGAUUGGCCAUUGCUAUGGACUAAGUGAUGAAGAGACAAAGGAUUUGUGGGAUUUAGUUGAUAUAGAUGGCAAUGGAGUUAUUGACUUUAAAGAAUUUCAGCAACGGAUUUGGAACCCUGCAGCAUCUGAGCAACGCGAUGAAUAUAUCGAAGAAGUUGUUGAAAAGGAUGGUGUGAAAGAUAGUAAGCAACAACAAACAAUUGGUUUUAGUGUAAAAAAUGCAGUUCUCUUUCCUUCUGAAGUUGAGAAAGGAAAGUGGCCAGAUGACUAUUCGCUCUCUGAUCACGCAAGACUCACCGUGGUGUUCUCGCCUAUUAGGAUGCCUUGUUCUCAACCGAUAUCCUAAUUCGCACCACGGUGAGAACUCAAUCAAAGCUUUACAUGGGAAAUGAGCUUAAAAGUCCAUCAAAGGCUAUCGAGGCUGUUGCAACCAUCAAAUUUGCUAACACAGGCCGCGACAUGAGACGCCAUUUGGGAACUUUGUUAUGCUCAAACUCAAACUAGAGAAGAGAUUAAAGAAAGGAAAAGAAGAAUGUUAUAUAAUAAGAUUUGUACAUUUUGUAAAUAGAUUGUAUGUAAAGUCAUAUAAAAAAGAAAACAAUCAAACAAUCAUCCCCUUUUUGUAGCAUAUGAUGAUGAGUGAAAGUAUUGUUUUUAGAA